This is a messenger RNA of Orbicella faveolata, 1910 nucleotides long. RefSeq lists its product as uncharacterized. The record is from RefSeq and is a predicted model, not a curated record. NCBI's taxonomy places the organism in Eukaryota, Metazoa, Cnidaria, Anthozoa, Scleractinia, Merulinidae.
GAAAAAAAGAUCCUAAAGAAAGCCGUGAAGGAUGCCAUGCUGCACUUCAGGCACCAACUUGACAAGAAUCUAAACAGAAAUGCCAGGAGUCCACGGCGGACCCUUAUCAGAGCAAUCUUCUUUUACCUUCAUUCGUCCAGAGACAAAGCCACUAACCUGCACAUUCCUGUGUCAGCGGAUGAUUUAGCAAAGGUGGACGUGUUAGUUCAACAGUUCAGGAGAGGGUUUCUUGCUGACUGCCCCAUGAGAGACAAAGCAUUGUUUUACAGUGCGCUGGGUGACUUCUUCACAAGGAAAGGGCAGUUUGAAGAAGGUAUCAGCUGGGUGUCUGAAGCGUCUAGUAUAGCUGCAGAUCUUCGACUGCAGGCAGAUAUCAAGGGAACACGUGACCGUCUGCUGCAGCUCGAUCGUCUGCGCCUCGACCGAGGGGAGAUUGGACCGAGGAGGCCCCGUGAAAUGGCCGAGGAGACAAUGGUCGUGCGUUUCCAAGAACCGCAGCUUGAAAUCCUGCAAGGACACCUUGAAGAGCUCACACGUGUGUUAAGAUGUGAGGCGCAGUGAACAACAUCACGGACUCUUAGAGGCUGUAACAAUUGGAGGUUGAGUAAUGCUAUUCGAGAGUGAAUUACAUGUACGACCUUUUCAAAAACUCAUUAUGUAACAGGUUACUGUAAUGACCUCAAAUUGUACUCUCAUUGUAGAACCAGGGACAGGUACAUGUAUUCUUCAAUUUGUCGAAUGCUCUGGUUACGAGUUCCAAGGAAAGUAAACUUGUAGGAAUUCCAUGUCCCUUCUAGUUAAGUUUGAUAAGCUGCGUUUCAAGUUUUUUUUCCAGUAAUUGUUCAAAAAGUUAACGGUAAUCCAUUUCCAACCUCGUCAUUAUAAGUAAGAGUUUCUUUUCCCCUAAUGUGUUAAAUGCACAAAAGGUCAAGUGUCUAGCCUGCGUGCUGCGAAAACAGAAAAUCUCGACAGCUACAGAACGCAGGGUACCACAUGUCAUGAUGUGUUAGCACCUGUUUUUUUGUGCCAGUGGUGCGGCUUGUUCCAAAAGGCGGGCUAGUCGAGCCUGGAAUGGCCAUAAAUCGUUUUAAGUUACUUUCUUUAACAGUUUUGAGUGCCUAAACUAUUUUGCUACACUCGUAGCUGGAAAUGCACAGUGCAAGCAAACAAUGUACAUUUUAAAAUACAAAGGAGAAAAGAUAAGCUUAUAGCUAGUAAGUUGACGAUGUAGCUAGGAUUACCAAGUGACGUCUUGAGAGUCCAGUCUUAAUUCAAUGACUGGUGACGACUAGUACUGACGCUGAUGCUAGACCAGGUUAAUCUGGGUUAACAGAUUGACCAUUUGGUUUUGAAUCUGCGUCAAGAUUCUGUAGUUAUAGCAAGGAUUUGAGGUAUAUAUAGUCCCAUCUGACUUCAUUGUAGAAGUCUUAAGAAGACUUUAAUACAUGUACUUCUGUUGUAAGAAGAAUGGCAACCGCAAAGUACACACGCAUGUUGUGCAAGUCAGAUAUAGGUAUGCGGUAAUUGAGAAAAUAUCUGAAGGCCUCAACACUUGACUAACGAACCACCAAAUGUUGUACAACUGCCAGCUAAAGUAAUGAACAGUUUUGCAGAGGAAGGAGACCAAUAGCCCAGUACAAUAUCAUUGGUCAAGAUUUUGUUGGCGCCUAUGCGGUUCACGUAUUAGGUUCCUGAAGGUAGACUGAAAAAAAACACACCAUAGAAGAUAUUGUUGGUAACUUGACGAACUUGAUGGUAGUUCUGAUACAUGUGCAUUGGCACUUAAAAAAUGCCCUUUAGUACUUGUAAGUAAUUAACUAGACUGUAAAUAGAUUAUUUAAGUUAGAUGCUGGUAAUCUUAUUCACUGAAUACAACUGUAUUCAGGUGCUUGUAAUCUACUUGCAAAUAA